Amaranthus tricolor (Joseph's coat) is the source of this 2766-nucleotide messenger RNA. Its product is annotated as protein ROLLING AND ERECT LEAF 2-like. The record is from RefSeq and is a predicted model, not a curated record. Bases 241 to 2514 code for a protein of 757 amino acids. Lineage: Eukaryota; Viridiplantae; Streptophyta; Magnoliopsida; Caryophyllales; Amaranthaceae. The transcript is spliced from 4 exons.
UUCAGAACGGAAACAAACGUCUCUGUCACACUUCGUUCAAUCUUGUAGACUCCUUCUCCUCUUCCUCUCUCUUUCUCCCUUUCUUUCUUCUCUGUUCAAUUCAAACCUCCGAAUCUCCACCGCUUAUACUUUUUUCUACAAUCCCAAUCCAGCUCUUAAUAUUCCUUCCACUUUUCGAUCUUUUUCCAUCUUUAAUACCCGUAAAAAAUUACCCAAAAUCAUUCCAAUAAUUCCCCCAAAAUGGGUUGUUCUCAAUCGAAGAUCGAGAAUGAAGAAGCAGUAUCACGCUGUAAAGAACGCAAAGCUUUCAUGAAAACAGCUGUUACUGCUCGAAAUGCUUUUGCUGCUGCUCAUUCUUCUUAUGCUGUUUACCUUAAAAAUGCUGGUGCUGCUUUGAGUGAUUUUGCUCAAGGUGAGGUUAUUAUUAACCCACUCUCUAGUUCAUCUUCUCAUGUGGGUGUGGGACCCGCUUCUGGGUUGAGUGUAGGACCCACUUCAAGUACAGCUCAACCUCAUCUUCCUCCUAUUGGGGAAACUUUACCUCCUCCUCCACCUCCUGAUGAUAUACAUGUACCUUUACAACGCGCUGUUUCGAUGCCGGAAUUUGCGGUUUCGAAACCUGGGUUGAAACCCAUGGAGGAGGGUACGAUUGAGGAGGAGGAAGAAGAAGAGGGGGAUGAUGAUGAUGAUUUGAGGGGGAGGAGGAGGCGGAGGGAGGGUAAUAAAGGUGGGAGUGUUGGUGGAAGAAUCGAGACUAGUACUGUCAAUACAAAAACUGAGAGUAAUUUGAAUAACAAUGUGGUGGGCCCACCUCCGUCGCUGCCUCCUGAGGAGAGGGAGAGUAGAACGCCGCCAUUUCCGUCGUAUCCGAUGCAAGAUCAAACUUGGGAUUACUUUUUUAGUCAUGAAAUGCCUAAUGUGAGUUUGAGUGACGAAGGGGUUUAUGAACAACAAACAGUUUACCGUCAAAGAGCAAUGAGAAGUUCAGGCAGUCAUGCUUCGGUUACGACUACGCUGCCGCCUUCAGUUGAGGUGGUGGAGGAGAUGGUGAUGCCGGAGAAGCCGCCAUUGCCGUCGGCAAUGGGUGGUGGUGGAGGGAGGGUGAUGAAGAAGGGGAAACAAGUUAUGGGGCAAGGAGGAAGUGUAAGUGAAGGGAGGAGAAAGAAUGUUAAUUUGAUUCAGAUUUUUAGUGAUUUGGAUGAUUGUUUUCUUAAAGCUUCGGAAAGUGCUCAUCAAGUAUCUAAGAUGCUUGAGGCUACUAGAUUGCAUUACCACUCUAAUUUUGCUGAUAAUAGGGGGCAUAUUGAUCACUCAGCAAGAGUCAUGCGAGUCAUCACAUGGAAUAGAUCUUUUAAGGGUCUACCAAAUGCAGAAGAUCCUAAUGAUGAUUUUGAUUCUGAAGAGAAUGAAACUCAUGCCACUGUACUGGAUAAGCUGCUUGCUUGGGAGAAGAAGUUAUAUGAUGAAGUGAAAGCCGGUGAAAUUAUGAAAUUUGAAUAUCAGAGGAAAGUUGCCUUGUUAAACAAACAAAAGAAACGUGGAACCAGCUCUGAAUCCCUAGAGAAGACAAAGGCGGCUGUAAGCCAUCUGCACACAAGGUACAUUGUAGACAUGCAGUCUAUGGACUCAACAGUCUCUGAAAUAAGCCGGUUGCGUGAUGAACAGUUAUACCCAAAGCUUGUGGCACUUGUUGAUGCGAUGGCCACAAUGUGGGAAACUAUGCAAGAACACCACGAGACGCAACUUAAAAUUUCUAGCGCUUUGAGAUUGGUCGACAUCUCACAGUCCACCAAGGAGACAACCGACCAACACCACGAGAGAACCAUUCAGCUUUGGGCUAUAGUUCAGGAGUGGAAUACACAUUUCGAAAAAAUGGUUAACCAUCAGAAAGAGUAUGCAAGAGCACUCAGUAGUUGGUUGAAACUAAACCUUAUUCCCAUCGAAAGCAGCUUGAAAGAGAAGGUUUCGUCUCCCCCGAGAGCUCAGAACCCUCCGAUUCAAGGCCUCCUCCUUGCCUGGUACGAUCAACUCGAGAAACUCCCGGAUGAGCAUGCAAAGAGUGCAAUAUUCAACUUUGCCGCUGUUUUGCAUACUAUAGUCCAACAACAAGAGGAUGAAAUAAGACUGCGGUUAAAAGUUGAAGAAUCAAGGAGGGAUCUCGAGAAAAAGCAACGCCAUUACAAUAAAUGGCUUAAUGAGUAUAUGCACAAAAAAAUACCCUCAGAUGAUACGGACCCCACAUCGCUUGAAGAUGGGGUUCACAAGGAUGAGCUUAUGGUGGAGAAGGAAUUCGUGGUGGAGAAUGCAAGAAAGAAACUCGAGGAUGAUACAGAGAAUUAUCAACGGGAAUGUACCCAUGUAAGGGAAAAGUCAUUGACGAGUCUUAAAACUAGAUUGCCCGAGUUGUUCCGAGCUUUGUUGGAUUUCGCGAUUGCUGCUUCCGAUAUGUACAGUAAUCUGAGGACCCUUUCCCACUCGUCCCACAGCCACAAAAACAAGGAAAGCGCUAUGUAGAAUAGGUACCUUAUUUUGAUGAAUUUGAACUGAAUGUGUUGUAUCAUGUAUAGGGGGGGGAAGAUCUUAUUAAUGGGCUUAUAAGUAUAUAAUAGUGAGUUGUAAGAUAUUUGCAUUUGUUUAAGCUUAAGUUGUAGUAAGACUCAAAAAUGCAAUUGCGUUGCCAAUUUGUAAUUGUUUUUAACACGGGUAAAAGAGUGUGUAGAUCUGAUUCUUUAAAACCCGUAAAUGAUAACUCAAAUUAGCGAGAAA